This is a messenger RNA of Puntigrus tetrazona (Sumatra barb), 2063 nucleotides long. Its product is annotated as GTPase IMAP family member 9-like. Lineage: Eukaryota; Metazoa; Chordata; Actinopteri; Cypriniformes; Cyprinidae. Gene Ontology annotation, molecular function: GTP binding. The record is from RefSeq and is a predicted model, not a curated record. Bases 642 to 1529 code for a protein of 295 amino acids. The transcript has 3 exons.
UCCAAAUGAGACGUCUUAACAAGGGCAUAAGGCCAGGUGAAUGGGAACUGUGUUUGUUGAUGCAGUGAACUGGGGCUUCAUUAUCGCAGCGAAUAGGAAGGUGGCCACUACUACGGGGUAGGUUUGAAGCUCCUAGAAUGGUCUGUCGAUCUUUUCUUGGGGGAGAGAGGCUUGGAAGUUUUCGAGUCGAGACUGAUGCCUAGAAAUUCUAUGGAAGCCCUGGGGCCUGAAGUUUAAUGAGGAGGUCGUCGAGGAGAUGGAUGAGGUAAGGUAUUUGGUAGUUGUUACAGAGAAUCCAGCAAACCGCUUCAGACAUGUUGAAAAUCCUGGGGUUGCUUUUACAAUCAAAGUUGAGGCGAAACACAGUUUUUUGCGCCAGCGAAUGCCGAAUUGAUAAAAAAAAGUCUGGCAAAUGACAUUUUUAGUGAAAUGGCGAUAUAUGCAUCAAAUGUUACUUUCGCUCUUUGUGUAUAAAAGUUUUUACGUGAAUCGUUUUAAAGGGGUUAGGUCCUGAUUGGCUGAUUUAUGUAAUUAUCUAACAAGAACGAAACUAGAGCUUAAGAGUAAAAGUAAAAGUAAAAGUAGACCCAGAGAUCAUCAGGAAGUGUUCAAAGCAACAUUCAGCACAGAGGAAAUCAGACAUGAGUGAGUUUGAUGCAUUACUGUCAAGCGACUUUUCCGAAGGUUCUUAUGACUCAAAUGUCUUAUCGACGUCUGAGCUAAGGAUUGUUCUGGUAGGGAAGUCUGGAACAGGAAAGAGUGCAACGGGAAACACUAUUCUGGGACGGGAAAGGUUUCGUGCAGAAUCCUCGCCUGUAGACGUUACGAGAAACUGCAGCAGAGAAUCUGUAGAGCAAAGAGGAAGAAUAAUCUUUGUAAUUGACAUGCCGGGGUUUUCUGGAUCGCUGACCAAAGAAGAAAUGAAGACACAAGUAGAGAAGUGUGUCGAGCUGUCCGUUCCCGGUCCUCAUGUGUUUCUGCUGGUCAUCAAUCUGGACGCAAGGUUUACACAAGAGGAGGAAAACGCGGUGAAAGUCAUCCAGGAAAACUUUGGAAAAAAUGCAGCGCGCUUUACUAUCGUUCUGUUCACCCGCUCGGAUCAGCUGGGAAAUAAAACUUUGCAAAGCUUUGUAGGAGAAAGCCCGAACUUAAGGAAACUCACUGAGAGCUGCGGUGGAAGAUACCAUGCGUUCAACAAUAAAGACUUGGGGAACCGCUCCCAGGUCACAGAGCUGCUGAAGAAGAUCGACAGGAUGAUCCAGGAAAACGGAGGAACCCAUUACACCAAUGAAAUGUUCGAGGAAGCUCAGAAAAAGAUGAAAAUGAAGGAGAUGAAGAAAAAGGCAGGAGACGUUGCUUUAGGAGUCGCAUCGGUUAUAGGAACGGGAACGGCGAUAGCUGGAGGUCUCGCCGCCGAGGCUGCGGUCGCACCGGUUUUAAUCGCAGCGGGGGCUUCGUUUGCUGCGGGAACGGCUAUAUCACUCGCUGUGAAAAAAAUCACGGAAAAGAGAAAGAAAGAAAGCAGUUAGAUUCAAAAUAAAAUGCUCUCAGCUGUUUUUAAACAGGUUGUUCUUUAAAACUUACAGUAUUUGUAUAGAUGUAACAGAUGGCUGAUGAUGUCGAGGGAUUGUGUUUAUUUGAGUGAUACCUUGUAUUGUGAACACACUGUGAUGUGUUACUGAUUCAUCAAGAAGAAGAGACCACACAGAAUAUUGUAUUCUUUUAUUUGGAACGUUUGCUUGUAUGGCUGGGAUUAUUUCAGUGAAUCUUCAUGUAUGCAGAUGUCCCUGUCAUGCUCUGUCCUUCAGCAGCUUGAUAUAUAACAAUAUUGUAUCAUUGUCUCAUCAUUUUAAUUCCUUUCUUGUACUGUUGUUGCAUUUCUUCAUUGUCUGUUCGUAAUUUGAGUCUGUAAUAAAGCUAAAGUAAAGAAAUAAAUAUAACAAAACCCCAAACUAAGUAGCCCAAUAUCCCUGUAAACUAGCCAAAGAAAAAUGUGGAAAACAAACCGAAAUCUUCAGCGCGUGCGGCGCCGUAACUAACCUACUCUCACUAGGACGAGAAAA